UAUUACUUGACAUUCAUAAUAUUUUUAAAAAUAUAUUCACUAUGGUAUAAUAAUAUGGAAAGCUAUUAUAAGUUAUGUGUGUUUAUGUGGUAUGUGUUAACAAGCACAAGUAUGUCUCGGGCUCAGGUAUGCUCACCGGGUGACCUACGAAAGUUUGACUCAAACGUGGCUAAACUCUCAAUGGUAGGCAAUUCCGGGCGAAAGUUCCCGGAAAAUAGAGGUCCGGAGUUGAAAAAGUUUUGCUCUGAAAAUGAUAAAUUGAUCUCGGACGUCGAAAAGUACCGGAAUCAAUGCUUGGAAAAUAUGUCCAAACAAUUGGACACUCUACUUAAAAUCGGCGCUUGCGACAAAUGUUACACGGCAAUGUUGGACAAACUACUCGGCAUACAAAUCUCGCAGGAUGAUAAAAAGAAAAUACCAUGGUUAUGUUGGUAA
This is a messenger RNA of Oppiella nova, 435 nucleotides long. The record is from the annotation of a GenBank genome assembly. NCBI's taxonomy places the organism in Eukaryota, Metazoa, Arthropoda, Arachnida, Sarcoptiformes, Oppiidae.